UUGUUACUGCCCAACACCCAACACCGAACGCUUCUGUUUGCUGGUUUGCAGAGUUUAGUUGAGAAGCUCCUGUUGCGUGAAGUCGUCAUGUUCCGCACCGCGUUCACACGAGUCGUUCCGCAUUUCUCCCGCAUCUCCGCCUGCAGGUUUUCCGCUGCUGCAAUUCCUGCACCGAAUCCCCAGCCUGAGGUUCACUACAGCAAGCUCUUCAUCAACAAUGAAUGGCAUGAUGCAAUGAGCAAGAAAACCUUUCCAACCAUCAAUCCUGCUACUGGUGAAGUCAUCUGCCAUGUUGCAGAGGGUAAUAAGGCAGAUGUAGAUAAAGCGGUGAAGGCUGCGAAGGACGCUUUUAGACUUGGUUCUCCUUGGCGGCGCAUUGACGCAUCUCAGCGGGGACUCCUCUUGCACCGCCUGGCUGAUUGCAUUGAAAGGGACUCUGCCUACCUGGCUGAGCUGGAAACCUUGGACAAUGGCAAGCCAUAUGCUGUGGCCUACUGUGUUGAUUUGCCCAUGGUGGUCAAAACGUUGAGGUAUUAUGCUGGCUGGGCUGAUAAAUGGGAGGGCAAGACCAUUCCAAUCGAUGGGGAUUAUUUCUGCUAUACUAGACAUGAGCCUAUUGGAGUGUGUGGCCAGAUUAUUCCUUGGAAUUUCCCUCUGCUGAUGCAGGCAUGGAAACUGGGACCUGCUCUGGCUACAGGCAACACUGUAGUGAUGAAGGUGGCAGAGCAGACACCUCUUACUGCGCUCUACGUGGCCAGCCUGAUCAAGGAGGUGGGCUUCCCUCCUGGUGUUGUGAACAUCAUCCCUGGAAUGGGUCCUACAGCUGGAGCAGCCAUUGCUUCUCACUCUGACGUUGAUAAAAUUGCCUUCACUGGUUCCACUGAGGUAGGCCACCUAAUUCAGCAAGCUUCUGGCACCAGCAACCUAAAGAAAGUAACUCUGGAACUAGGAGGGAAAAGUCCCAACAUUGUUUUAUCUGAUGCAGACAUGGAGCAAGCUGUGGACCAGGCCCACAUGGCCAUCUUCUUCAACCAGGGUCAGUGUUGCUGUGCAGGUUCACGCACCUAUGUGCAGGAAAGCAUCUACAAUGAGUUUGUUGAGCGCAGUGUGGAAAAAACAAAGAAGAGAGUGGUGGGAAAUCCUUUUAACCUUCAAACUGAGCAUGGACCACAGAUUGAUGAUGAGCAGUACCAGAAGAUUCUGGGGUACAUAAGCAGUGGGAAACGUGAGGGGGCAAAGCUCAUGUGUGGAGGCGAUGUGGCAUCAGACCGUGGUUACUUCAUCCAGCCAACCAUCUUCGGAGAUGUUCAGGAUGGCAUGACAAUUGCCCGUGAAGAGAUCUUCGGUCCAGUUAUGCAAAUUCUGAAGUUUAAGACUAUAGAAGAGGUGAUCGAGAGAGCUAAUGACACCAAAUAUGGCUUGGCAGCUGCUGUCUUUACAACAGAUAUCAACAAGGCUCAGUACAUCUCUAACAGUCUUCGCGCUGGCACUGUCUGGAUUAACUGCUACAAUGUGUUUGGAGUUCAGGCUCCAUUUGGUGGCUACAAGGCCUCAGGAACCGGACGAGAAAUGGGAGAGUAUGGCUUGGAAAACUACACUGAAGUCAAAACUGUAACAAUAAAAAUUCCCCAGAAAAAUUCGUAAGGUGUUGGACCAUCAGUUUGAAGACACCAGUGAAUCAAUGGAGGAAAAACAUGCUUACAAAUACAAGGAUUGUUGUUUGAAUGAGAAAUUCUAUGAUGUAUAAAGCUAUAUGUUUUACAAGAAAAGCUGUUUUUCUUCAAUGUCUUUCAGAAUAUCAGUUUAGAAGCACUUAAAAACUUAUAUUUUAAAAAAAUACUAAUUACAAAUAAAUAUAAAAGUUAGAAGCACAAAUAUCAUAUAUUGUUUUAAUGGUAAUUUGUUCCAUUUUGAUAGUGAAAUGCAACUUGAUUUUGCACAAAUUGAUUUUUCUUGAUUUUUUUUUUUUUUUUUCAAUAAAUGCUUCAAAGCUUA
Tachysurus vachellii is the source of this 1995-nucleotide messenger RNA. RefSeq names its product aldehyde dehydrogenase, mitochondrial-like. The coding region runs from base 88 to 1644 and encodes 518 amino acids. The record is from RefSeq and is a predicted model, not a curated record. Gene Ontology annotation, molecular function: aldehyde dehydrogenase (NAD+) activity. The transcript has 13 exons. Lineage: Eukaryota; Metazoa; Chordata; Actinopteri; Siluriformes; Bagridae.